Molecule: messenger RNA, 504 nt
Organism: Chenopodium quinoa (quinoa)
Lineage: Eukaryota; Viridiplantae; Streptophyta; Magnoliopsida; Caryophyllales; Amaranthaceae
Product: U-box domain-containing protein 4-like
Exons: 1
Coding region: 1-504 (167 amino acids)
Cellular component (GO): nucleus; cytoplasm
Molecular function (GO): protein binding
Source: RefSeq, a predicted model, not a curated record
AUGGUUGCUGCAAGAUUUGAGGCUCAUGUAAAGGAAUUAGUAGAUAAUGUGAAAAGUACUUCACUUGAAACUGUAAGAGAAGCUACUUCAGAGCUCAGGAUUUUAGCCAAGGACUUGGAUAACCAAAUCAUAAUAGCGAGUUGUGGAGCUAUCCACCCUUUGGUUAUCCUCCUUCGUAGUUCAGACAUGAAUACUCAAGAAAACGCAGUCACUGCUGUUCUGAACUUGUCUAUUAGUAACAACAAUAAGGUUAACAUUAUGAAAGCUGAGUCAAUUGAGCCUCUGAUCCAUGUCCUUCAGACGAGGACUCCUGAGGCCCGAGAAAAUGCUGCUGCAACUCUGUAUAGUUUAUCUGUAUUUGAAGAGAAUAAGAUUAGGAUAGGGAAUUCAGGAGCUAUUGAUGCAUUGGUGGAGUUGUUAGGGAAUGGAACACCCCGUGGUAGGAAGGAUGUGGCCACUGCUUUCUUAUACUUGUCUACACAUACUGAUAAUCGGCACCUUUAG